Cylicostephanus goldi is the source of this 792-nucleotide messenger RNA. Lineage: Eukaryota; Metazoa; Nematoda; Chromadorea; Rhabditida; Strongylidae. The record is from the annotation of a GenBank genome assembly.
CGGGAUAAAGUGUUCGUAUUCAAUACAUUCUUCUAUCAAAAGUUGACAGAAAAGCAGCCAUCGAUCUCAAUUCUCAACAAGAAUCAUCGAAGCUCUGUAGGACGAUUUGAAUGGAUCAAAAGAAAUUUUGCAAAGGUAAAGUCGUGGACAAAGAAAGUCGACAUAUUCAAUAUGGACUAUAUUGUUCUACCUAUAAACGAUGAAAUGCACUGGUAUCUCGUAAUUAUCGUGAAACCUGCCUUGGCCGUUGUACCGCAACGGACGGAGGACGUUGACCAGGCCCGAAAGCGAGGCUCGUUUCGGGAAAACCCAGACACUUUCAUUGUUGUGCUGGACUCACUUCCCGAUCCUAAUGAUGUCAAAAGGAAAUGUGUCUUGGAUAUCUUGAGAGAUUACCUGGAAUGUGAGCUUGCCGAUAAACGUGGCUCGCAAGAGGAACUUUAUCUGGAUCGCACGCGCAUUGGCGCAUUGUAUCCUGUGGGAGUACCACACCAAGAAAAUUAUGUGGAUUGCGGUCUUUUCUUGCUUCAAUUUGCUGAAGCCUUUUUGACUAAACCGCCCGAUGAGAAAAUGUUGCGGCAAGGAGCGCGAUGGAAAGAGUGGUAUCCAUGGUUUGAUCACUCAAUGAAGUUCAUGCGAGAGAAAAUUAGUGGACGAUUGAGGAGUCUUGUCAGUGCGAAGGCAUGGCAACAGUUAGAAACUUAUGAACAUCAGCAAGGACGAGGUGUUAGCAUAGAAACUACAGCUUUGAUGAUUGAUCGUUUGUGUACUUACUUCAAUCUCAUUAUGUAA